This is a messenger RNA of Paramacrobiotus metropolitanus, 1096 nucleotides long. RefSeq lists its product as uncharacterized. The record is from RefSeq and is a predicted model, not a curated record. Lineage: Eukaryota; Metazoa; Tardigrada; Eutardigrada; Parachela; Macrobiotidae. Bases 288 to 899 code for a protein of 203 amino acids. The transcript is spliced from 3 exons.
UUUAUUGUAGUGUUAUACCGUUUUUAAAUUAUUACAAAAUAAUAAAGCGUGGUUUCAGUUUGGUAUCAGUGCAGAAGCCAUAGACGCGUGUCUUGUUAUAUCAAGAUGGCACACAAAUCAGAUAGCGCUGAUCGAGAGUCUUGCAGCUGAUGUGAAAUGUUGUUUAAGCAGCUGUGCUUAGGUUAGGAUGCGGUUCUUGGCCCAUAAGUUUAACUACACCGAAUCGAGCUGUAAAUAAUUUAAAUUUUGUUCAAAUUUUAAACAUCGUUAAUCCGCAGCAGCAGAAAAUGCUCUUUUGCUGCGUUAUUGUGCUUCUGUUGGCAUCGCAUGGGUUAGCGCAGACAUGCGACCAAAUGCGCGAGCAAUGCGAUGCCCUGAGCGAGUGGACAUGGACGACGCAAGGUCAAAAUGAAUUUAACAGCUUACCCUGGCCAGGAACCGACGCAGAUUACGCUCCAUAUCGAGCGCUGGCCGACCGAUACUGCCGUAUGCUAAAUGAAACCGCGCACUGCAAGAAGGAUUUACUAGUCCGUUGCCCCGAUGAUCCAGAUCUUCUGGCGCGCUCCCUGAGCUUCAGUCCGUACUCGAUCGAGUGGUCACUGUCCAUGUUCGCACUUUGCCAGACCGGCAUUAAUCCACUGCGUAUCAUCCGUGCCGAACGACACUGUAAACGACGGACCCGAGAUGUGGAGCUCAAGUUUCACUAUGAUUUUGAGCAGUGGGCUUCCCAGCGCAAUGUCACUAAUGUCAAGGCCGCAGUCUGUCAACGCCUGGACGAUUACGUGAAGCGACUGCAGGGACCAUUGAAUACGACCCUAUCUCUUGCAUGCGGAUCGGACGCGGUGGAAGCUAUGUGCGACGGUUAUAGGGCACGUCACACUGCUUUCUGCUCCAUUUAAAAAAAGUCCUGCUAAUGUCGUGUGGACUCUCAUUCGCAAACAUGUCAUCAUAGAAAAGUCUUUACAGUGCUUAGCGCUGUGGAAUCUUGUUGAGAAUUAGAAUUUUUUACGGUCAUAUUAUUGAGUUGAAAAAAUAAAUUGGGAGAAAUUUAUUAUAUAAAUGGGUCUUAAACCAUUAAAUCUGGUUUCGAAACAAA